ACAGCUCGGUGUGCGCCCUAAUGAUAUGUGCUGGCAAAAAUGUUGUUUGGCAGGCAAGGCGGGUGCCGCGAAGGGUCGCUCCCCGACACCGACACCCAAGAAUGGAGCCGGAGUGGGAGCUACAAAUGGCACGCAGCCAACAAAUGCAGCGACGCCAACAGCAGCAACAGCAGGAGCAACAACAGCAACGGCAGCGUCAGCAGCAGCAGCAACUGGAGCAGCAGGAGGCGUUGCGGGCGGCUCUGCCUGCAGAUCCACGCUACAUGCGAACAAAACGAUUUUGAAAACGGUUUCGGUCUUCCUCGCCAGCGGCAAACGAAACUCGAACAACCAGUCGAAGGCCGCAGCGGCUGCCCUGCAGAACAAACGGCAACAGCGACAGCGUAAAAUGGACGAGUUGAGCGGCAAAAUCAAUCCCAAGCUGUUGGACAGUCUGCGCAAGAAGACACGAUUUACCAAAGACGAGCUGGAUGCCUUGUGCCGAAUCUAUCGCAAGCUGGUAUCCAAUUGUCAGUAUGCGGCUAAGACUCUCGCCUCGAGCUCGUCCAGCGCGGCCAUAGCCAAGCCGCAUGCCGCUGUCGAGGGCAUUGAUCGCAUUGUGUUCCGUGAAUUGCUGCACAGCACCUUUGAUAUAGUCACCGAGGAGAUACUCAUGGAGCGCAUCUUCUGCAGCUGGGACAAGGCACACGAGGGCUUGCCAUUGCGGCUCGAGGGCUGGCUCAUUGGACUCUCUACAUUUCUGCGUGGCACUCCGGCGGAGCGUGCGGCAUUUUGCUUUAGAGUUUACGACUUGAACACGGAUGGCUUCAUAACCAAGGACGAAAUGUUUACGCUGUUGCGCAACUGUCUCAUCAAACAGCCGCAAGACGAGGAUCCAGACGAGGGCGUCAAGGACCUAGUGGAAAUUGUGCUUAAGAAAUUCGAUCUCGAUAAGGAUGGCAAGGUCUCGCUAGACGACUUCAUGGCCACAGUUACAGCUGAGCCGCUGCUCAUCGAGGCCUUUGGUCAGUGCCUGCCAACAGACAGCGCCGUCGUCUCCUUCUUCUCCACACUUCAGGUCUAGAGACCUAUUUAAAAACAAAAUAAAAAAUAUAUCUUGUUUAAAUAAAUAAAA
Molecule: messenger RNA, 1114 nt
Organism: Drosophila hydei
Lineage: Eukaryota; Metazoa; Arthropoda; Insecta; Diptera; Drosophilidae
Product: EF-hand calcium-binding domain-containing protein 1
Exons: 4
Coding region: 26-1063 (345 amino acids)
Molecular function (GO): calcium ion binding
Source: RefSeq, a predicted model, not a curated record